UUUGUCAGAUUGAAUGAUUCAUAUUCGGAACGCUUCUUUUGUUUAAUUCAAGAUUUAAAUUGGUUGCAUUUAAACAGUAUUGUAUUUCUUUUUCUAAUUCAAUUUGGCUUGUGAGAAGCUGCUUAAGUUGGUUGAAGAAUCUUUCCUGUAACAACUAUCAAACAUAACAAACCGUAUAAUAUUCUGUUGAUGGCAGAGUCUGGAAUAGAAACAACGGCAGCACCAGAAUGGUUAGUCAAACUGGAAAGCCGGCGGGAACAAAUAAAAGCUAAACUGGGUCACGAAAGUGGCAACGGAGCUCCUUGUGUUGUUUGUGGAAGUAAAUGUCCCGGGUUGGAUUUGCACUUCUGGCGAAAGGUGUGCCGUAAUUGCAAGUGCCGAAAGGAACAGCACGACUGCAAAGACGAUGAUGUUACAGGAUGGGCCCAAUUCGAAAUUUUGGGAGCAAUCCGUUCUAAACCGGCAUAUAUAAAAAUUUCUGAGUUCACUGAUAAACCAGUGCAGCUGGACUGGGUUCCACCGAAUGUGACUCCGGAGCUGGCUUCCGAUUAUAUGUCUCAGUUAGGUCAGCAGAAUAUUCCAAUCGCUGGUAGUGAAGCCGCCGAAAAACGAAAACAACAGCUGGAGUAUCAGGUUCCUCCACACGACUUAGAUGCCAGUUUGUGCCACAAUCUUUCGGAAAUCGAAGCCGCUCAAUUGGUGCAGUAUGUCGAAAAAAUCAAGAAAAAUUGUGUCGGACAAGGAAACGUAAUCCGCGUCGGGGACAAUAUAAACUAUUUGCCAGCCUCGGCAAAGGUUCAAAACAUGCCACAUGUACAAGAGUCGGGAUUAAAAGAUGGACUUGUCAAACAAUUGCUAAGCUUAAAACCUAUUAAAGAAGUACUUUCCGGAAACCCGUCCUCAACUGGGCGAAUUUUGUGCCUUCAGAAAGAACCGAUGGAGGCUGAUUUUAUAACCAGCCCUCUAAUGUCCGAUAAAAUCAAGUACAAAUUAAAGUUGAUGAAAGUAAACUCGGAAGCGAUUCGGAGUGUUGUUCGAGAUGGGCCAGAAUUGGAUCUAAUUUUGAACUCACUAGAAGCUAGCGGGGUACAUUUUGAGGAUCAUUGUAGUUUACUUGGACCGAUUAACCAAUUAAGGCAGGAGUAUUUGAGCAACCCUAAGUUUCAAAAUGAGAUUGAUAAAUUCGUAGCAUCAAUUUCUCCAGUUGCAGAACUCAACACUGCUGAGCAAUCAACGGAAAACCCAUUCAACUCUCCGCUGCCACUAAAAAAUUUUGCCCGGCACGAUUUUUUGCAGCGCCAGGAAACGCCGGUUAGAAAAUUGCGGUUCGAACAGAAGUCAUUACCGACACUAUCCACAGAAUGCCGAGCAGCUCUUAGGAGAGAUACUGUUUUGGCGAAUAUUCUGAAUUCCGAACCGCUAAAAACCACACUUCACGCUCCUUUGUACGGAUCAACACUAGUUAUCUCUCGGAAACCAAUGUUCCCGGAUUUCAUAAGCAGCCCCUUUCUGUCGCCGGCUUCUAAGGCACGGCUGGAAACGAUGAAAAUUAACACCCAAACAAUACAGAGUGCUGUUUUGAACGGUCCGUUUUACGAUGAGCUACUAUCUAAGUUAAACAGCUGCGGUAUCAAUUACGCCCAGGACUCUAUACUACAACCGAUUGAGGAAUUUCGAGACGAAUUUCUAAGUUAUGACAGUGACAAUGAUUUCCAAAAGGAGAUAACAGAUUUCAUAAAAAACUCAGAUUUGUCGUCGUUUGGACUGAUUCCGGCGCAAGUUCCAGAGAUUGCAGAUGCCAGGAAACUCGCUCAAAAUUCGAAUCAACUGCUUGCUGAAAUACUAUCUACUCCGAUCGUUCAGAAUGCUCUGAAAUCAAGAUCGCAGCCGGGUGGAAUCCUACAAAUUUCAAACAUUCCAAUGGUUAACGAUUUCCAGCAUUCGGAAAAAUUGACUGAACCUACGAAGGACAAGCUAAACAAAAUGAAAAUCGACAGCCAAGCCAUCGAGAGUGCGGUGAUUUGUGGACCCACAUACGACAAACUCUUUGAUCAGUUGAAUAAAAAUCGGAUCAAUUUUGCCACGGACUCCAUACUGAAUCCUAUAGCACAGUUUCGAAGUGAAUACCUUAAUGAUGAUAAUUUUAGGAAGGAGUUGGUCCGCUAUGUUUCCCAUCCUGAAGCGUGUCUGUUUGAUCCAGUAAAAGUUGAAGAGUUGCCUUCUGAUAAUACCCAGCUUGUGAAACAAAUGGCCGGAAUGCACGUUUCUCACAGUGAUGAUUCUGGGUUCGGUUCAAUUCCUCCAACUCCAAAUUAUUCUACUUACCCAGGAGUUCUCAGUCCUACCGACGUAAAUGAUUUGAAUGCUAAAGAAGGUAUUUUGACGUCCAUUCCAGCUAUUCAUGAAAUGAAUAUGUACCCAGAGGUUCGUCCAAGCCGAAACGCAUCAACGAAUGAAUCAACUGUUACUGCUCCUGUUCAAGCUCAAAUUAAACAAAAAUCUUCCAUUCAACUGCCUGAAGACAUCAUCUGCAGUGGUUGCCAACAAAACAUCCUGCUUGGUGAGGUUGCCGUCAAAGCAGAUCGUGCAGGGAAAAGUGCUGCAUGGCAUCCCCAAUGUUUCAAGUGUCACAAAUGCGAAGAACUACUUGCUGAUCUUGUCUAUUUCUACCACGGGGGUAAAGUGUACUGUGCUCGAGAUUUGGCGAAUAUUCUAAAGAUUCCCCGUUGUUCGGCCUGCGAUGAACUGAUUUUCACUAAGGAAUAUACCGCAGCUGAGGGAGCAACAUUUCACAUUAAACACUUUUGCUGCUAUCACUGCGAUGCGGCUCUUGCUGGUCAACAGUACGUCCCAGACGAGAAAUCCAACAUGCCGCUUUGUUUGACAUGCUAUGACACGUAUUUCGCCAAAUCCUGUAAUUAUUGUCGUGGAAUUAUUGGACCGGCCGAACAGGGAGUUGCAUGGGGCAGCAUCCACUGGCAUGGUUCUUGCUUCCUUUGCAGCGGCAAGGACUGUGGCAAAUCGCUUAUCGGUGGAAGAUUCUGUGUGAAAAACGAGAUGCCAUUUUGCAGCCCGCAGUGCCUAAGAAGUAUAUUGACUUGAGCAAGUAUCAACUUCAAAAGGCGUCGAACGAUAUAAGAUAUAAGAGCACUUGGUGCUGCAAAAAAUUUACUCCACUUCAAACGAGUCACAGUUUUAAACUUCCACUAUAUAAAGUAUUUUUUAAAUAUAAUUAUGUGCCAGAAACAAGCGUGUGCAAGUAAUUUCACAGUGUUCCUUACAAAACUAUUUUUGUAUAGUACUUUACCGGAAAUUGAAUAAAUAUUUUGA
Topomyia yanbarensis is the source of this 3330-nucleotide messenger RNA. RefSeq lists its product as uncharacterized. NCBI's taxonomy places the organism in Eukaryota, Metazoa, Arthropoda, Insecta, Diptera, Culicidae. The coding region runs from base 190 to 3102 and encodes 970 amino acids. Gene Ontology annotation, molecular function: zinc ion binding. The transcript has 3 exons. The record is from RefSeq and is a predicted model, not a curated record.